AGACGCCAUGUGGGGGGCCCUGACGUUCCUGCCUCUGCUGCUACUGGGAAGCGGACCUCGGGGGGCCACUGGUGGCGGGGCUGGUGGGGCAGCUGGAUACGCCCCUGUGAAGUACGUGCAGGUGCAGCCCAUGCACAAAGGACCUGUAGGACCCCCCUUCCGAGAGGGCAAGGGCCAGUACCUGGAAAUGCCUCUACAGCUGCUGCCGAUGGACCUGAAAGGCGAGCCCGGCCCUCCUGGGAAGCCUGGACCUCGGGGACCCCCAGGUCCUCCCGGCUUCCCUGGAAAACCAGGCACGGGGAAGCCAGGGCUCCACGGGCAGCCUGGCCCUGCAGGCCCCCCAGGCUUCUCGAGGAUGGGCAAAGCUGGUCCCCCCGGGCUCCCAGGGAAGGUUGGGCCACCAGGACAGCCAGGGCUCCGGGGGGAGACAGGAAUACGAGGGGACCAGGGCCUCCGGGGGCCUCCAGGACCCCCUGGCCUCCCUGGCCCCUCAGGCAUUGCUGUCCCUGGCAAACCAGGUCCCCAGGGGGUGCCAGGACCCCCAGGGUUCCGAGGGGAACCAGGGCCUCAGGGGGAGCUUGGGCCCCCCGGCAGUCGAGGCCUCAAGGGGGAUAAUGGAGUGGGCCAGCCCGGGCUGCCUGGGCCACCGGGGCAGGGGGGUGCCCCUGGGCCUCCCGGCCUCCCAGGUCCAGCUGGCUUGGGCAAACCUGGUCUGGAUGGGCCUCCUGGGGUCCCUGGAGACAAGGGUGAGUUUGGGCCUCCUGGGGUGCCAGGCCCCAGGGGGGAGCCGGGGUCUGUGGGCCCCAAAGGGCUCCCUGGGGUGGAUGGUAUAGGGGUCCCGGGGGCAGCAGGCGUGCCGGGGCUCCAGGGCCCUUCAGGGGCCAAAGGGGAGCCGGGGAGCCAGGGUCCUCCUGGUCUGAUAGGCCCAACUGGCUAUGGGAUGCCUGGACUGCCAGGCCCCAAGGGGGACAGGGGCCCAGCUGGGGCCCCAGGACUCCUGGGGGACAGGGGCGAGCCAGGUGAGGAUGGAGAGCAAGGGGAACAGGGCCCACAGGGCCUCGGGGGCCCCCCUGGGCUUCCUGGGUCUGCUGGACUCCCUGGUAGACGUGGGCCCCUUGGACCUAAGGGGGAGGCAGGGCCUGCAGGACCCCCCGGAACACCUGGCAUUCGGGGUGAUCAAGGACCCAAUGGCCUGGCUGGAAAGCCUGGCAUUCCAGGAGAGAGGGGCCUUCCUGGGGCUCAUGGACCUCCUGGACCAACAGGGCCCAAGGGUGAGCCUGGUUUUGCUGGCCGCCCAGGGGGACCAGGGGUAGCGGGAGCCCUAGGGCAGAAGGGUGACUUGGGAUUCCCUGGGCAGCCUGGCUUGAGGGGUCCCUCAGGAAUCCCAGGUCUCCAGGGCCCAACAGGCCCGAUCGGGCCCCAGGGCCUGCCAGGCCUUAAGGGUGAGCCAGGCCUGCCAGGGGCCCCUGGAGAAGGGAAGGUGGGGGAACCUGGCUUGGCUGGGCCCACUGGGCCCCCUGGGGUGCCAGGCUCCCCUGGACUUACAGGUCCUCCGGGACCUCCAGGGCCUCCGGGCCCUCCUGGCGCCCCUGGGGCCUUUGAUGAGACUGGCAUCGCAGGCUUGCACCUGCCCAAUGGAGGUGUGGAGGGUGCUGUGCUGGGCAAGGGGGGCAAGCCGCAGUUUGGGCUGGGCGAGUUGUCAGGCCAGGCCACGCCUGCUUUCACCGCAGUGCUGACCUCGCCUUUUCCGGCCUCGGGCAUGCCUGUGAGGUUUGACCGGACCCUCUACAACGGCCACAGCGGUUAUAACCCAGCGACCGGGAUCUUCACCUGCCCCGUGGGCGGUGUCUACUACUUUGCUUACCACGUGCACGUCAAGGGCACCAGCGUGUGGGUGGCCCUGUACAAGAACAAUGUGCCCGCUACCUACACCUACGACGAGUACAAGAAGGGCUACCUGGACCAGGCGUCGGGCGGGGCCGUGCUCCAGCUGAGGCCCAAUGACCAGGUGUGGGUGCAGAUGCCCUCGGACCAGGCCAAUGGCCUCUACUCCACGCAGUACAUCCACUCCUCUUUCUCCGGGUUCCUGCUCUGCCCCACAUAACCCGAGGGGGUCAGGGGGCCUGCACCCCGGCUACCACCGCCACCUUAGUGCUAGAGACAUUUGCAGUUACAAAGAACCUCCAUUUAAAGAAAAAAAUCCCCAGGUGGGUCCGAGGUGGCCAUGGCCAUGGCCACAGGAGACUGAUGGUGCAGGCUGAGCUGCUGCUCGAAUUCCCCUCCCUGCCUCUCUCCCGAUUCCUGCUGGCUACUCCAGAGGCUGGGUCCUGGGACACUCAGCUCGGCUAUAGGAGACCCCAACCUGGGUGUGGAGCUGCUCCCGAGCCACCGGGGGAGGGACUGUGCUCUAUCCACUGGAGACGCAUGCUGCCCAAGCCUGCCCUUCUGGCUGGCUAGGGCUCCUCCAGCCCUCGGCAGCAACCUUCCUAAGGAAGCAAAGGCAAGGGGGAGAAAGGGACCCAAGAUGGCCAGUGUGCACCCUGCUGAGGGCAACCCCAGUGAUUGCGCUGUCCUUCUGGCCCGUCUGUGGUGGGUACAGCCCCUGGGAAGGGGCAGCCCCUUUCCCAACUCCAGUUGCAGUCUCGGGCUAUCUGUGAGGGUCAGACCCGGGGCAGGAAGCAGCUUUCACUUAACUGUGUCUCCUGUGCUGUCCCCACCAGCAUCGGGCAGCCAUGCGGCAAAGCUCCAACAGGGGCAUGUUCAGCACAGGAGUGCCCUGGCAGGAGUGCCCCUCCCUUCUCCCUUGCACUUGCUGUGUGGAGACUGGCAUUGGUGACAAUGCUCUCACAUCCUGAGGGAUCCUCACUGACCCAAGACAGAGCGCACCUGGUUUGGCCGUGGGGGUGCACGCAAGCGUGGAGAUGAAGGCAUGUGACUCCUGCUUGCUUGCCUUACUAGGAAACACGUGGUGGGUCUGUGUGGGCUGGAGCGGCUAACCCACGGGGCUGCCUCUAGUUCCAAUGUCUUGUUCUAAGCAGGAUUAGGGCCCAGGAGGCUAUGGCUUUGAGAGAAAAGGUGCCAAUAGGUCCCUUUGGAGCGAGUUGGCUCUGGAUGCUUCUGCCAUCUCCCCAAACAUGCCUCCCCCUGUGGGAGGCACCACCCUCUCCCACUGGAUCUGUGCUGGGGGUGGGGGAUGAGGGGCAUUUUUGCCCAUACAAGGCUGGUGGGGUUCUUAGUGGUUCAAGGCCCUACACCCAGCCCGACCAGCCAAUUCACUUUCCCCAUACGUGUGAACCUGGGUUAUUGAGUGCAUGAUGUUGAACUGCUGCGAUGCUGGCCAACUCCAAGUUGUCCCCAUUGAAAAGAGGGUGACCACUGACUUACCACACUGUGGUGUCUCCCUCAGGCCCUUGCCCUCCUACCACCUCCAAACCCAGUGGGUUAGUGGACUGCUCACCCCCACUUUCAAAAGGAAACACCCAGGCCUGCCCACCUGACACUUCAGGAAAGGUCUUGGCUGGGAUGUUGAGCAGGCUUUAUGCCCGAACACCCAGGCAAAUGGGCUAGAAAAGCCUCACAUGGUGGUACUGGGGAGGGUCUUGGGCUCACCCUCCUGCUUCCUGCCUUUAAAACUGACCAGAAUCUAACUGGUUGGAGUUUCUGAUUGGCUGGCACUAGCCAGUUGCCUGGGAGAUGCCGGGGGUGGGGUGUGUGGAGGUGUCAAGGAGGACACAGGCUGUCACAGAGCUCAGCUGCUUCCUGGGGACUUUGUAGAGGGGUGCGUGUGUCUCCCAAAACAUUGAGGGAAUUUUGGUUGUGGGUGCCAUCUGGCUGACGGGCUUUGGUAACCAGGCCAGGCUGUAACUAUGAAGACGGAAUCAUCUUGUGCGUUCUCACUCCCAGUCCUGUAGGAUCCAGGUUGAAAUGUUUAACACGAGUAAUUCCACUUUGAGCCUGGUUUAGGGAGUCGUGACACUGCAGCUUUGGGGAAAAUGCACUUGGGAAUCCAAGAAAAUGAAACUUCUUUUAAAAAGCAAAAUAACACCAACUGUACUGGCUGUUCGGGCACAACCGCAAUAAAGUCUGUUGUAUGAA
Molecule: messenger RNA, 4095 nt
Organism: Echinops telfairi (small Madagascar hedgehog)
Lineage: Eukaryota; Metazoa; Chordata; Mammalia; Afrosoricida; Tenrecidae
Gene: COL8A2
Product: collagen type VIII alpha 2 chain
Exons: 2
Coding region: 8-2104 (698 amino acids)
Molecular function (GO): protein binding
Source: RefSeq, a predicted model, not a curated record